AAAUUAGCAUGGCUUCUUUUCAUCAAAGCUCCACCUCCCUGAAAAUGCACUUAUAUAUACUAUCAUUCUAUGGCAGUGGUAUGUACACUUGAACCUGAGCAAUGUUUGAUUAAUUUAGUUAUGUAAUUGUCUAUGUAUUUGACAAUUUGAAAGAAGUAAUAAUAUCCUAUGAUCAGUGAAUUGUUUGCUGACCAGUUUGCAUAUUUCAGCUACCUGCCUUCGAACUUCUGGAAAACUAUUAGAUGAUUUAUACGAGUUUAUAAGAGCAAUAAUUGCUUCCUCUCUGCAUAUGUUUCCUGCUGAACCUUGUUCAAUUUCCUGUAUCAACGAUAACUAACAAUUUAUCAAAAUUCUUGGUCAUUGAAGCUUUAAACUUAAAUAAUUUAGUAUUAAGACUUGUUAAAUUGUGCUAAGAAAAUACAAAAUAUAUAAUUACCUCAUCAAAAUCCUUGUUGAUUGUUUUAAGAAAGUGAUCAGCAUGGUUCACAAGGGUCGGGCAAGGGAAGCCAUUCAAUGCAAGAAACUACAUCAUGAAGAAUGCAAGUGUGAUUAAUUAGUUGCAUAUAUAUAUAUAUAUAUGCAAAUUAUACAGUACUGCAUUGGACAGUCUAGAUAAUUUCACACACUACUGUGUGUGAAACGAUUAUAACACGCCUGCGUGUUGUACAGCAGAGGAUCUUGACUCAGCUACUAAAAGCUUACAAUUACCUCAUUUGCCUCGCUAGCAGUGCCAAAGUAUACGGUUCUGCCUGAAGAAAGAAGACACAGAUUGUGGAAGAGUGCGAAGAUUUCGGUGCUUGGCUGAUGAAUGGAAGUGAUGACAGUCCUUCCAUCCUUCCGAUCGAGCUCUGCAAUUCGUUUCAUGACAUAGUAUGACGCGGCGUUGUCAAGGCCACUUGUUGGUUCAUCAAGGAAGAGAAGCUUUGGGCGUGUUAGGAUCUCUUUGCAUAUGCUAACUCUCCUCUUUUGUCCACCAUUAAUGCCCUUAGCACCCCAUCCUCCAAUCCUUGUGUUCACACAGUCCUACAAGCCCAUCUCUUUAAUGGUCAUUUCUGCCCUCUCCCUCUUCUCAGAUUCGGACAUGGAAUUUGUUAGUUGGAGCUGAGCAGAGUAGUAAACUGCUUCUCUAACCGUUAGGGUUGUUAUUAAAGUAUCAUCUUGUGUUACAUAAGCCUAUUUGGGUAAAAAAAAAAAAAAAAAUUCAGUAUAAAUAAGUAGUCUAGACAUGUAGGGCUGGAAAUGAAACGAGUUGAUGAAGACUGACUGGAAUUCAUUCGUUAACUAAACAAGUUUUUUAGCUCCAUUAGUAAAACAGCCGAUCUGAACAUUCAUAAAUAUAGGUUUGUUGUAUAUAAUUAUGAACUUUUUGAGCUAAUGACAAUCCCAAACUGAAUGACAAACAAACGGGUCUGAGCUUGAAUAGACUGAAACUUGACUCGACUUGAUUCAUUUACAACUCUAUGAAGAUAUUUAUAACCAUAUUGAUUACUCUUUAGGGUCUAUAGAUGAAUCAAGAAAAUGUAAUUAUCUUAAUCAUUUUCCUUACCGAGGUUCCGUAAGCCAAUGCUUGUUUGCAACCAUUAAUCAAAAUCUGGCCGGCUUGUCUUGUGUUUGAGUCUAAUCUCCCUGCAAUAUGAGUUAAAGUUAUGGUGCUAUUUACCAUAGGAUCAUCAACUAACUGCCAUACUUAUCUAAAAAUAGCUCAUAAUUUAAUUUAUUUUUUGUUAGGUAAAUACUUUCACAACUACAGAUGCACGGUCUGGGACUCAACCCCUCACUUCCUCAAAAGGGAGGAGUGUUAUACCGCUCUAAUGAACAGGGGCCACACCAAAGGCUAUCUUGCAGAUAAUGAAUAUGAGGGGACUGACUCUUUACCACUUGAAGAGUCACUUGCAGGCUACAAAAAGAAAACCACCUCUGCUGGACCAGUCUUGGAGGGCUCAGGAUCUUCCGGGAGCUCAGUGCCAUCAACGAUUAUGAAUGAGUCUCCAUCAGAAAAUGAAAGAAAGAUGCAUGAGAAAACCGAGGUCAAAGCUAGGAUUGCGGUUGCCGUUACUUUUUUUGUUGCCGCUAUAUAUUUUGUAUGGCUCAUGAAGAAGUUGCAUAUAUGGAAGAGAGAGACUUCAUAAAGUAAGAAGAUAUAAAGAAUGUUUGUUUUAUUUUGGUUAAGUAAAGAUGUAAGGUGUGGUUCAUGUAUUUCUCUGAAAUUUGUUGUAUAUGGUUAAUUUUUGUAUAAAACCAUGAUUUGGAAUUGGUUAUAUAUAUAUAUAUAUAUAUAUAUAUAUAUAUGAUGUUAUUGGCCAGUUGUAAGUUAUUUUAGUUAUGAUGCUAUUUUUUUAUUUAUUUAGGGUUUGUUUCUGGGGUCCUUG
Cornus florida is the source of this 2369-nucleotide messenger RNA. RefSeq names its product myb family transcription factor IPN2-like. NCBI's taxonomy places the organism in Eukaryota, Viridiplantae, Streptophyta, Magnoliopsida, Cornales, Cornaceae. Gene Ontology annotation, molecular function: DNA binding; DNA-binding transcription factor activity. The record is from RefSeq and is a predicted model, not a curated record. The coding region runs from base 1647 to 2129 and encodes 160 amino acids. The transcript has 5 exons.